AGUUACGUAAGUGUCUUUAUUAUCGUUCAAAUGGAAGCUGUAGCAGAAAAGUUGACAAGAUCAAAGAACAUGUCUGAAGAAUUGUCUGGAGUUACUUUUGUUAUAAUAAUCGGAAUGGGAACUCUUACUGUACUAUUAUUAUUUAUAUUUGCAAAACGACAAAUUCAACGAUUCGCUCUUAGAUCAAGAAGAGGACCCCAUAUACCAAUAGGACAUGAUGGGUCAAAAGUUCUUAAACGCGAAAUUGAGCGGAGAAUAGAUUUAAUUAAGAAAAUAGAAUGUGAACCAGAGCUGAUUACAAAGUCUGAUCCAAGGUACAUAGUGUGUCCAGGGCAACAAAUUCCAGCACACUACUAUAGAUUAAAAGCUGUGGAUGAUGUUAAGAUUUUAGAACAUGAAAUUACAAAGCAAGACAACUGUCUAUUCAGACAUCCUAGUGAAAAUUUACGAGCUUACCUUUUAACAACAUUAGCAGCUCCAUUAAAUGGUAGUGGACAAAGACUGAUACAUGAAUUUUGUGAUAUGUAUGAACAUGCUAGACAUGAUCCCAAUCAUUUUGGAGAUGAAGAGUAUCAACAAUAUAAUAGACUACUAUUAAAGUUAAUUGAUGCAGCCAAACUUCUUAAGUCAUAUAAUACAAGUAGAAAAUCAUCACCAAAUCGUACACCCCAAAGAAGACAUGCAGCUGAAAGAAGAAAUAUGCAUUCCCACUAUAAUGCUGAAGAUGAAAUACUUAGUGUUUCAGAACGUCUUGACUCAAGACCAACCUCUUUAUCUAUCCUAGCUUCUGCAGAUGAUGAAACAUCUGUCUAAUAUAUAUAAAUAUGUUGUAUAAUAUACAACUUUUUAAUUUAAGGAUAUUUUUUCUUGUAAUUAUAUUUCAUAUAUUAAAGUAAUAUAUGUAUCAUAUAACCUU
Diabrotica balteata is the source of this 916-nucleotide messenger RNA. Lineage: Eukaryota; Metazoa; Arthropoda; Insecta; Coleoptera; Chrysomelidae. The record is from the annotation of a GenBank genome assembly.